Messenger RNA from Acaulospora colombiana, 1251 nucleotides. The record is from the annotation of a GenBank genome assembly. Lineage: Eukaryota; Fungi; Glomeromycota; Glomeromycetes; Diversisporales; Acaulosporaceae.
AUGGCUUCUUGGAACCGACUCCCCCCCUCAUCAUCCCCCACAACCUCUCCAGUUCGUUCUUCUUCUCCUGUAUCCCCAUCGUCAGUGCCCUUUCCUGUCCGAGAUCCCUUUUCUGCGCUCUCGACCUCACGACCCAAUGAUUAUUGGAAGCCACCGCACUUUGCCAAGCGGGAACGCUCCCCAUCACACUCUCCAACUUCAAGCCCCGUAAACCACAAACGGGUCAGACGUGAGCAGGAGCCUCUCACCAGCAGUCCAUUUGGUACCCGUCAUUUGCCGGCUACAAGCAGUCCGUUCGGCACUCCCCCUCAAUAUGUUGCUGCAGUGCCCAGGAGUCCGCGCAAGGAGACGGCCUAUGAGAGAGAGGAGAGAAUAUGGGAAGAGAACAUCUCUCGAUUGGUGGAUAAUGACCUGGAGAAUGUCAUCGAUCUAAGCCUUGCAAAAAUUGUGCGACUGCAGUCGUUUGGUCCAACGUCUCCCAUUCCCAGAUCGUUGUCACUCCCAACCGAACAAGGUAGUCCGUCCGCAGCAAGGACCAUGCAGCGCGUUAGCACGACAGCAAUCAGUAAAAAUAGAUUAAAGUUUAUCCCCCCCGCCAUCGGUGCUCUCAAAAAUCUCACCGAGCUGAUCAUUGGUGGAAACGAGAUCGAAUUUCUGCCUUCAGAAAUAGAAAGGCUUCCACUAAAGCAGCUCGGGUUACACCCCAAUAAAUGGUUACCUUGUCCCGACGCCAAGGACCCUCACGAACACAUGCUGUCACCAUUAGAGACCUUUUGUACUGUUCCACCACUGGCGGAACUAUGUAUCAGGGUGCUCUUAUCGUUCCCUGCCGGCAGUCAAGUGACGGCAUUAGAAAGCAUGCCAGAGCCACCUUCUGGCGUCUUGCCGGACGAAUAUAUCAAAUACUUUAGCGCCACAUGCAAAAAGAAAUCUUUGGUUGAUGCUCCUUCCCUCGACGCAUCUCUCAUGUUGGACCCGGUUUCGCCCCGACGAAGACACGAAGAAAACGAUCCACAAUAUGACCUCACUUAUUCGGUUUGUCCCAACAGGGAACAUGGGGUUGGCGUCAGAAAGACGUUUAUCAAGCCUGCCGAGAUCCGGUAUCGAUGGGUCAAGCAUAUAGCAUCAGCAGAUACUGGUGGUCUCAUACCGCUUCAAUACAGGGGAUGCGAGUCUGGAUGUCUGGACUUUUUGGAAGAUGCCUUCAUUGAACCAGGAGACGAGCCUGGUGACGACGACACUGUAUUCUAG